Molecule: messenger RNA, 1290 nt
Organism: Pochonia chlamydosporia 170
Lineage: Eukaryota; Fungi; Ascomycota; Sordariomycetes; Hypocreales; Clavicipitaceae
Product: endo-polygalacturonase PG1
Exons: 2
Coding region: 1-1290 (429 amino acids)
Source: RefSeq, a predicted model, not a curated record
AUGCGCAAUUCUUCAUUCGCCAAUGCCCGAUGGGAACCGUCGGGGCCAACUUUAUCACUCCGCAGGUCGAGUGUGGCCGGACCCUUUGGAUUCUUGAACCCUACAACGGCCAUCUACGAUAUCAGAAGCAACGACGGGCCUGACGGUACCCGAAGUGACCUUGCCGAUCUCACGGAUGCUGAACGACAAGAGAGGGCCAAGGUGCGAUGGAAUGCGCGAGACUAUCGCCGUCAUGUUCUUAUUCUACCACGAGCUGCACCACUUACUUCCCGGCUACAAGAUAGUUCCAGCCCCCACUCAGUACUUCUUGGCAUUACUCGCAUGUGUACGUUGUUCCCGUAUUGGGAUGUCUCCUGGCUGGUUGGCAUCUCAUUCACCAUCGGGUGCCUCAUAUUCGUCGCAGCCGGAAUAGUCUCCUGGCUACCUCUAUCAUUCCCCGAGACGGCCUUCCCGAACGAAGCGUUGGUGUUGGGCGGUGUGUUGACGUUUCUUGGAGCGGCACUGUUUCAAAUUGGAGCGGUGCUGCUGUUUCUCGAGUCGUACAACGAUCGUGCCGAAACACAAUUUGGCGGUGCGAUGGAAGAUUUGUUUGUGAAUCGCCUUGGAAUAGCUCGACGCGUUCGGAAUCACCGCCCCAAGCACUUCCAUCCAGCAAACUGUCCUCAGAAAUACUUGCCUUCGAAUGAUGGCAGUCUGAGCACGCCAUCCCCUGAAAAUGGAACUCGACAAGCUUCAGGUUCCUCGGGGGAGUCUAGCAAUCUGACGCAACACGUCUCGCCAGCUAGUUCAAAAGAUGAUGACAUCUUCACCGAACGGACCUGGCAAUGGUGGCCGUCUUGGCACGACGUGACAACGCACUACAUCUACGAAAUCGGGUUCCUUGCCUCCUUCACAAUGUCCGUUGGCGCUACCGUCUUUUCCAUCUGUGGUAUUCUCGCUCUACCCGGAAUAUUCAACAAUCUCAGUGACGCGGCGCUCAAGGGUGCAUAUUUCUUCCCUUACCUCCUCGGCGGUCUUUUGUUCACCGUCGCAUCGAUCUUGUACAUCUUGGAAACACAGCCCAACUGGUAUACCCCGCAGCCGUUCAAGAUAGGAUGGCAUGUAGGCGUUUGGAAUAUGAUUGGGAGUAUUGGUUGGACACUUGCUGCAUCGUUUGGAUACGUUGGUACUUCUUGGAGUGACUACCAACGUGAGCUAACGCUGAUAUGGGCUUCGGCUGCUUUUAGUUUUGGCAGUGGGCUGCAGUGGUAUGAGUCGCUUGAUAAGUAUGUGGUGAUAAUUGAGGAUUAA